AUUGAAUGGGCAAUCAAUAACAAAUAUUGAAAUUGACAAAGACCAAAUAGUUUAAACGUAACAGAUCUACUAAUUAAAUAGCAAACUCUGUCAUUGUAAUCACAGGGGCUUCGAGUGGAAUAGGACGAGAGUUAGCAUUAUAAUAUGCCACCAGAGGAGUCAAGUAUAGAAAAUACUAAAUUGAUUUAGAUUAAUGUUGGCUGCAAGAUCAGAAGAAGAAUUACAGCAAGUUUGUGCAUUAUGUGAAUAACUGGGAUCUAGAGCUCAUUAUAAGAUCACAGAUGUAUCUAAAGAGGAAGACUGCAAGUAUUGAAUAAUUUAGGAAUGAGAGAUAGUUGAUAGAGGAGACAGUGAGAAUAUACAAUAGAAUCGAUAUUGUAGUGUUAAAUGCAGGAGUCAAUGCUCAUUCCUUUUUUGAAGAAUUCAAAGACUUAUCAGUUUUCAAGAAAAUAAUGGAUGUCAAUUUUUAUGGAUAUGUAUAUUGUACUAAGUAAGCAUUUAUUCAUAUGCAAUUAGAUAUGCAUUACCGCAUAUAAGAAAGAGUUCAGGCUAGUUUGUAGUAAUGUCUUCGAUUUCAGGGGAGAUUGGACUACCUUAUAGAGUGUCAUAUUGCAGUUCAAAGUUUGCUGUAACCGGGUUUUUUGAAGCACUUAGAACAGAAUUGGAAGAUUUCAAUGUAGCGAUAACAAUUGUGUGUCCUCCAAGUGUACGAACUCCAAUGAGGGAUCAUGAUUUAUUAAAGAAGCAUUCACCUAAGGAUGAGAGUGAGGAUCGAAUUAGUAUAUCAGAAUGUGUGUCUAUGAUUUUAGAUGCAGCAGACAGAAGGGCCAGAAAAGUAUAUAUUUAUAUUGAUUAGAUCUUCUUCCCAUUUAAAGCUUACAUGAGUGUGUAUGUGAGACCUAUCUUUCCUGAUUUUGUGGAUAAGAGAUUAAAAUAGAAGGCUAAGUUGUGAGAAUAAAAACAAAUUGUCA
Paramecium octaurelia is the source of this 971-nucleotide messenger RNA. The record is from the annotation of a GenBank genome assembly. Lineage: Eukaryota; Ciliophora; Oligohymenophorea; Peniculida; Parameciidae.